AUGGCCAGGUCGUUCCCAAAGCAACGAGGGGUCCACGUGGAUAUCGGGGCGCAGUAUUGGACGCCAAAGUCCGAUUUGAAUGACGAUUUCCGCCAGAAGUUGACACAAAGUGGCUACUUGGUGCCAUUCGCAGAGAACGAGAUCGCGCAGGAUCCGUACAAAGGGACAGUCAAGACGCAUUUGGUUUCUCCUAACGGCAAGGGAUUUCGAGCGAUGGUGGAACACUUAUUGGAGGGGACGGAGACGAAGAUGUCGACGCAUUUGGAGAGCUUCCAGGUACUGGACGAGAACCGCAUCCAAGUUACGACCAGCGAAGGCAACGACGAGAUUGUGAACGAGUUGGUGUUGACGUGCCCCAUCCCGAAUGUUCUGUCGAUUCUUAGCAAGAGUAGCUCAUUCCACGUUGCGCCGGAGAUUCUGCGCGCAUUUGAGGGCGUAACGUACUCGCAACGCUUUGCUGCAGCUUAUGUCUUUGACGAAAAAGUGGUGCCGGCAGUACAGGAGCUGGGGUGGACUGCCAAGUACGUCCCGCGCGACGAGAGCGACGUCAUCCGCUUUGUGUGCUGGGACCACGUCAAGAAGAAACAAGGCGGGACGUCCCCGCCAGCGUUGAUCGUGCACACGUCCGUAGCCUUCGGGGCCACGUUCAUGGACGACUCUCGCCACAACGACGAGAUCCUUGCCCUCAUUUCCAAGUCGCUACGUGAGGUCUUGCCGUCGCUCCCAGCUGAGCUGGAUGCGCGUCUGCAUCGCUGGCGCAUCUCUCAAGUGGCCGUGCCGUACCACGACUCGAGCAGCGCAACGGGGGAGGAUCCGUCGUCGGCUCUCUUGCUCAGCGCCAACCCGCGUAUCAUCGUGGCCGGCGACAGCUUUCUUGGUUCAGCGUUUGAUAAUUGCAUCUUGUCUGCCAAAGUGGCUGCGAACUUGUUGCAAAGUAACAGCGCUCUUUAA
This is a messenger RNA of Phytophthora infestans T30-4, 951 nucleotides long. RefSeq lists its product as uncharacterized. The transcript has 5 exons. Gene Ontology annotation, molecular function: oxidoreductase activity, acting on NAD(P)H. The record is from RefSeq and is a predicted model, not a curated record. Gene Ontology annotation, cellular component: extracellular region. The coding region runs from base 1 to 951 and encodes 316 amino acids. Lineage: Eukaryota; Oomycota; Peronosporomycetes; Peronosporales; Peronosporaceae.